GCAUGCAGUUGCCUUUGGCUUUGCUCGUAGUUACGCGUGGCGGUGAGGCGACGUUCGCGAUCAGAUCCAGUAAAGUAGUACGCGCGAGGUACAUGCCCCAACCCUAGAACGCCCCAGGAUAUUGAACAGACAAAGUACAGCUGAAGCACUAGAGUUUAGGUUACUACUCAGGGCAUACCAGAUAUCGAUGUUGUUGGCAUAGCCUUGCACUGUACCAUAAAGAAACAACAACGUAUCUCGCCCUGCAUAUCUCGCAACACCUGAACGACGACCAUAACUUAUCACACAAAUUAAAUGGCGAACCCGUCGACGGCGUUAGGCUCGCGUGCGGGCCAGCGCCUGCCAUCCUGCUCAGCCCGAAAUGUUUUCAGCGCUCGUAAACCUCAGCGGGCCGUCAGCGUUGUCACUCGGGCUCAAAUGAUGACCUCGGCUCCUGACAGGGAGAAGCCAGAGUGGACGGGCGACAGCGUGCUGUCCAGGGUGGUCAACUGGGCCAUCGGCAACCCGGCGCUGUACGGCGUUAUGAAGGUCUUUGCGAAGAAGGCAAUGAAGAGCUCCGCUGAGAGUCGCGGCAUCCUGUGGGAUGCUCACGUUGCGGACAUGCAGAAGCGCAAGGAGCUUGAGGCCAUCAAGUCCGAGCUGGAGGACCCCACCCUGCAGCCCUACCCGCCCUACUACAUGGUGCCCUUCCACGCCUACCGCACCGGCAACCUGGAGUGGCUGGCCGCCUUCGAGGUGCAGCCCGCCACAUAUGCCAUGGGCAUCCGCACGUUCAAGGCGAACCCCGAGUGGAGCGCUGAGAAGUGUUUUGUGGAGAUGCGCUCCCGCAUGACGGAUGCAAUUAAGGCCUACGUCGCCCGCCACGGCCUGCGCUCCCCCUCCCUCAUCGCCGACAUGGGCUGCUCCACCGGCAUCUCCACCCGCUGGUUCGCGCAGCAGUUCCCGGACGCGCAGCAGAUCACGGGACUGGACCUGUCCACCUACUUCCUGUCGGUGGCCGAGUGGGAGCGGAGGCGGGCGGAGCAGGGGCAGCAGCCGCCGGCGCAGUCGCUCCCGCCCGUGCGCCCCGGCCAGCGCUCCGCCCCCAUCAAGUACGUGCACGGCAUGUGCGAGCGCAGCCCCUUCGCGGACGGCUCGCAGGACAUGGUGGUGUUCAACUUCGUGACGCACGAGUGCCCGCAGGCUGCCAUCGACGACUUCAUCGCGGAGAGCAUGCGGGUGCUGCGGCCGGGCGGUGUGCUCACAUUCAUCGACAACAACCCCAGGUCCAAGACCAUUCAGAACCUGCCGCCCUACCUGUUCACCCUCAUGAAGUCCACCGAACCCUGGUCGGAUGAGUACUACAGCUACGAUCUGGAGGCCGGCAUGCGUCGUGCUGGGUUCAAGGAGGUGGUCACGGAGGAGACGGACCACCGCCACCGCACUGUGAUGGGGUACAAGCCGCUGUGAGUGCUGGGCAGAGAGGUGCAGCACCGGCAGCAGCAGUAACUGUAACAGCAGCAGCGGCAGCGGCGGCGGCUACAAUAGCGGCAGUAGCAGCUGUUCGGACCCGGCAGCGUCCUUGGGCGCCCAUCCCAGCGUUUGGGUACACGACAAACCGGGGACAAGCAGGGCUAUGAUAGCAGCAGCCGGGCAGCUAGGUAAGCAGUCUUCAUCAGAAGCCGGAGCAGGGCGGCGGCAGCAACAACACACGGUCAAGACAGAUGGCAGUGGAGUCCGCACUGUUCUUGCAUGUGACUAGAGGUGCAGAGUGGGUCGCGGUGCGGUGCGGGAGAGGAGCGGGGCUGUUGGGUUGACGGUACUGUGAUCCUGGGGGCUGUUUUGGUUAGCUGAGGGUUUCCACGAGCGGGUUUGUAUGCCGUGAGCUGGUGGUUGUGGAAGGGGUUCGACAACAGCAGCAAAAGCUCCAUUAGCUGGGGUACUAGCAGUCAGUGGAUGCUGGGCACUGAUGAGGACCGGCGACCCUUGGGUGUUUGUCUGCAAAGUGUGCCAUUCUUUCCUCGCAUGGGUUUAAGGGACAUAUGGGAGGGAUCGAGGGAUCACAUGCAGAGUGCUUAUGCCGUACACAACCGCCAAGGGCGUCGUUACAAGCGGUCUUUCUGUGUGAUUUUGGUAGCGUAGGCGCGUGUGAGCAUGUUAGCCGUGCAGUAGUAGGAAAAUGCGGCUAAAGCGACGGCCCGGGCGACGUUGGGCAAGUCAGCGAAACGCCUGACCGGAGCCUUCCAAGCGUGUUGUAGGCGAUGGCCUCAGGGGAAAUACUUUAGCUUUGUGCACGUAAGCAUGCGCAUGCAACACAACCCCCGCGCGUUAGUAGGUGUUGCUCCGCCUCAUGUUGUGCAAAUAUGUGCGAGAGUACGACAAUGUGAUACAUUACAAGAGGGUACGAUACUAUUGAUAACGUUGUAAGAUACAAUUGUAACAUGCAU
Messenger RNA from Astrephomene gubernaculifera, 2426 nucleotides. NCBI's taxonomy places the organism in Eukaryota, Viridiplantae, Chlorophyta, Chlorophyceae, Chlamydomonadales, Astrephomenaceae. The record is from the annotation of a GenBank genome assembly.